Molecule: messenger RNA, 1650 nt
Organism: Zingiber officinale
Lineage: Eukaryota; Viridiplantae; Streptophyta; Magnoliopsida; Zingiberales; Zingiberaceae
Product: serine/threonine-protein kinase PCRK1-like
Exons: 5
Coding region: 199-1479 (426 amino acids)
Biological process (GO): protein phosphorylation
Molecular function (GO): protein kinase activity; ATP binding
Source: RefSeq, a predicted model, not a curated record
UUGAAUGCUCUCGGUCUCCCACGGGCUCUUCAGUCUUCAGUCUUCGCCUCUCUCUCUGCCGUCUCCUUCUCUCUCUCUCCCUGGACCGGUUGGAGAGGUGAGGAGAAAUUUUUUCCAGUUAUACGGUGAUUUUGGCUCGUCUAGCUGCCCUUCGUGAUUGCUUUUUUGCGGAGUCGAUGAGGUUCUCCUAAGUUAGCAAUGAAGUGUUUCUCAUUCCUAAAUGGAGUGGUAAAAGAGGAGAUCCAAUUAAGAUUGUCCACUUCACUUCGAUCUAAUAGCACCACAUCAAUUGAUCAUGAUUUUAGAAGAUCAGAAACUGAGUUCAACUCUGGAGAGGUUAUUGGUGUUGACUCCAUGGGAAGGCCCAACUAUCCUAGUUUCUCCCAGAGACCUUGCAAUCUCAGGGUAUUCACAUUUUCAGAACUGAGGAAUGCCACAAGGAAUUUUAGCCGGUCUCUAAUACUGGGGGAAGGUGGGUUUGGAUCGGUUUACAGGGGAACAAUCAAGAGCCUUGAAGAUUCAAAUAUAAAGAUUGAGAUUGCUGUCAAGCAACUAAGUCGCAAGGGACAGCAGGGACAUAAGGAAUGGCUAACUGAAGUUAAUGUUCUUGGGGUGGUUGAGCAUCCAAAUCUUGUUAAAUUAAUAGGUUACUGUGCUGAAGACGAUGAAAGGGGAAUACAACGACUGCUUAUAUAUGAGUAUAUGCCAAAUAGAAGCGUACAACAUCACUUCUCAACUCGGUCUAAGACAACACUUUCUUGGUACAUGAGAUUAAGGAUAGCGCGUGAUGCUGCGUGUGGAUUGGCAUACUUGCACGAGGAAAUGGAUUUCCAGAUUAUAUUCAGAGAUUUAAAGUCGUCCAACAUUCUAUUAGAUGAAGAAUGGAAUGCAAAAUUGUCAGACUUUGGCUUGGCUAGACAAGGACCGACAGAAGGACUAAGUCAUGUUUCAACAGCAGUCGUUGGAACUGUGGGAUAUGCUGCUCCUGAGUACGUGCAAACCGGUCGUCUUACUUCUAAGAGUGACAUAUGGAGCUAUGGAGUUUUCUUAUAUGAACUUAUCACCGGCCGUCCUCCAAUAGAUAGACACCGACCGAAAAGCGAACAAAAGCUCUUAGAAUGGAUCCGACCGUACUUAUCAGACACUAAAAAGUUUCAAAAAAUUGUGGAUCCAAGGCUAGGCGACGAAUACUCAAUGAAGUCUGCGACAAAGCUUGCUUCUGUGGCUAAUAAAUGUCUGCUGCGGCAACCCAAGAACAGGCCUAAAAUGAGUCAAGUGCGGAAGAUGGUCCUAGAAAUUAUGGAAGCCUCAGUAGUCGGAGCACCACAAGUUCCUCUAAAGAAUGCAGAUACAGAACAAGGCGACGGAGGGGCAGCAGAAAACAAAGGCCGGAAGCGAGUCGUGGGGGACUGGAAGUUCAGGGAAGGUGUCCAUUUGGUGUGGAAACGGUGGCGGCCGAAGCUUGUGAGAACUUGUUGAUUGUUAUGAGGAAAACUGUGGUAGGUUGAGAUGCUCCACUGUUAUAGCAUUGCGUUAUGUGUUUUUCAAAUUUCUUGUAAGUGUUCAGUUCAUUAAUGAUCCUCAAUAAUGUACAUGAAUAAUAGAUAAAGAAGCUUUAUGACCAAUUAAAUAAGUUUGAAUUCAGUUCAA